GAUAAACAGAUCUGUUCACACCAACUAGCAGGGCUGCCUGCGUCAAUAAAAGGCGGUAGCAGAGUCAGUGAACUGACAUUUGGUGCUUGGAGGACUAUCGCUGCAAAAGUCGCUUCACAUUAAAGUGAAGUAAAAUGCCAGGACUUUUCUUUCCCCACAACAACAUGACUGAACUAAAUGCAAAAGAAGACUGCAAGCUUGCAGAAGGCAAAAUCCAUAAAAAGAAGCAAAAGGCUUUUGGUGCAGAUCUCAAAAAUUACUUGAAGUGCAUGGUACCACAUAUCGAAUCUGGGAUCAAGACUUCUGACUCCAGAAAUGUCAUGCUUUCUGCAGAGGAAGUAACACAGUGGUCCCAGUCUUUGGAAAAGCUCUUGGCCAGCCAAAGUGGUCAAGGUGUCUUUCGGGAGUUCCUCAAGUCAGAGUUCAGCGAGGAAAACAUCGAGUUCUGGUUGGCUUGUGAGGAUUACAAGAAAACCAAGUCUGAUCACUUACAUGGCAAAGCAGAGAGGAUUUAUGAGGAGUUUGUUCAAUCAGAUGCUAUUAAGCAGAUCAAUAUUGACUAUCAAAUGAGGGAAGCAACAGCCAAAAGGGCUCAAGACCCAACUCAUACAAGUUUCGAUGAAGCACAGAAAACCGUGUACAUCCUCAUGGAAAGGGAUUCAUAUCCCAGAUUUUUGAAAUCCAAGGCCUACCUGAACCUUUUGAACCAGCUGCAAACCAACACUUCAAAAUGAAGUGUUUGAGGCAGUGAAGAGCCAAGUAGACUCUGUGUCAAAUGUCCCGUGGAGAGAUCCUUCAGGGUGGUUGGACCUCGGCAAGGAGAACCCCUGCCUUGGGGGGAGAGGUAGGAGGGAGGUGCAAACAGCUCCACAGCCAAGAGAACGAGGGAUAAAAGCUGGCAAGACUGUUACAAGGGUGACAGCAGGACAGGGAGAAAAUCCUCUCCUCCCAUACACCAUGGGGUCAAGACAAGAUACGGAUACUAUUUAUU
Molecule: messenger RNA, 991 nt
Organism: Leptosomus discolor (cuckoo roller)
Lineage: Eukaryota; Metazoa; Chordata; Aves; Leptosomiformes; Leptosomidae
Gene: RGS1
Product: regulator of G protein signaling 1
Source: RefSeq, a predicted model, not a curated record